Trematosphaeria pertusa is the source of this 849-nucleotide messenger RNA. RefSeq lists its product as uncharacterized. The transcript is spliced from 3 exons. NCBI's taxonomy places the organism in Eukaryota, Fungi, Ascomycota, Dothideomycetes, Pleosporales, Trematosphaeriaceae. The coding region runs from base 1 to 849 and encodes 282 amino acids. The record is from RefSeq and is a predicted model, not a curated record.
AUGUAUCUCACCGGCGCUCUCCUUACUGCCGCCGCGGUGCCCCAAGCCGUCAAGGACCUGCAGGACCUGAAGACUGUCGUCGAUGCGGCGGCCGCGACGAUCAAUGCUGCGCCCAAUAAUUCGACGUGGGGCUUCUUGACGGUGGCGCCGCAGGGCUCGCUGGGCACCGCAGAUCUGGUUGCGAAUAUUACGACGACGGUGCUCAGGGCGAACUACCUCCUGCAGUCUGACAAGGACCACUGGCUCGCCGCCAACGAUACCAAUGUCACCAGCCCAACCCCCACACCCCCAACGCCGCCGCCUUUCCCAACUACGACCGCACCCUCUACGCUGACCGGCCCUAACAGCACCGUCACCUCCCUCGACGAGCCCUACACAACCUACAUCCUCUCGCUCCCCAGCCUCGCCACAGCCCUCACAACCCUCGGCCGCUCCUGGCACAAGGAAAUGAACCAGCCCGUCUACUCCGCCAUCGACGCCCUGCAGCAAACCAUCUCGACCUUCCAGUCCUCCCUGCUCGAAGCCCAGCUCAUCGGCACCUCCUCGGUGCUCCGCACCAUCCGCGCGAGCAGCAGCCUGGAAGACGCGCAGCAGGCAUGGAGCCGGUUUUUGAAUCUGCCUGGCUCGGCGUCGUCGUCAGGCUCGGGAGAUGGUGGCAUGGGGAAGAGGAGCUUGACGAGUGCGAAGAGGCCGCUGCCGUUUGAGGGCGGGUUUUACAGGCAUAAGGAUCUUUGGGGACGGGGGCCGGAGGCGAGAGAGUCGAGGGAAGGGAAGGCCAGGAUGUAUGAUGCGGUGGUGAGGUGGGAGGAGCAGCACGGUGGACGGCAGCCACGGCCGUUUGUUGCGUGA